GCACGAUCGCACGCGUCGCCGCGCGUUGUACGGUCGCACUUCGGCAUGUUGAUGUCGUGAGCCGGCAACAUGGACUUCCAGAGUGCUAUGGAGACGUUUGCCGAAGCGUGGGCUGCGGCCAACACUGUCAAGUCCGAGGUGCCCAGCGAUCUGUCACAGUCGCUGUCAUCAGAGCUACGUCGCAGCAAGACGCCGCCGCGGCGGUCGCCAGAAGACCGCGCGGUGCCGCGGCCGCCGUCUGCGCCGGCGCAUCAUGACCGGGCGCCGCACACGCCGCACACUCCGCAUACCCCGCACCUCUCUCCCAAGAAGGAGGCCUUCAACAACCUGCUCAACAAAGGCAUCUCUGGCAAGACCCUGCCGGUGCACUGUGUGGUGGAAGCAGUAUCUUCCCUGGAGGAGGGUGCAUGGCGUCGCCGCUCGGUGGUGGAGACUGACAGCUACGUCAUCAUCCCCGCAGCCACCGCCUUCCACGAGCUGGUACCAGCUGCCAUGAUGCGGCUCGGGUACCCGCACGAGCUCGCUGCUUCUGCUAAAGGGUCAGUGGUGCUAAACAAUUGGAAGCCGUUGCCGUUCGAGAAGAUCUCUGACGGUCCGCUAGCGACCGUGGGCGAAGUGUUGGGCGAACUGACGACUGUCGCAACACUGCGCAUUCAACUCCUGCGCCCGCGGCCCACGCCGCUGCAAGAUAUCAAGGACAAGCUACUCAGGCUACUCCUAGUGCAGUCCCGGCCUCUGCUUAUGUCCACUGGAUGCCCUUUGGAUGAGGUGACCCUAGCACAAAUUUGUCGCGGACAAGACAGGACACCGGGGCCUCACAAUUUCCAUGAACCCUCCGAAGAGAUGCGGCGAAAAUUUGAAUCCUGGUGGAGCGCGCAGGUGUCUCCCCGUCCACCACCGUAUAGUCCCCGUCGUUAUCCCUCACCGGGACCCAAGAAUCGUUCACCAACACUAAACUCUAUCCCUGACCAUCUCCACCCGGCCUUACAGACAGUCCAAAGUCAAUAUCCAACACAGAAGACAAGAAUGCGAACAAGUUUCGAUCCAGAGUUGGAAUUACCCAAACUGCAGCGAUGGUUUUCUGAGAACCAACAUCCAAGUAGGCAGCAGAUACAACAGUAUGUUCGAGAGUUGAACAACUUAGAAUCACGACGAGGUCGGAAGCCUUUGGAUGUUAAUAAUGUCGUGUAUUGGUUUAAGAACGCUCGAGCGGCCCAGAAACGUGCCGAACUGCGUAACAUAGGCGGACUGGGAUGCCACCUUGGAGUCAAUGGCUUUAAUAGUAGGAGUCAUAGUCCAACUAACGGUUCCUUAAUGGCAGGCAACGACAGUUAUACAUCACAAGAUCACAGUUCAAUGAAGAGUCCAAUGCAACUAAGUCCAGGACGAUACCCAAUGUCAGUUAUGUCUGAAGACAACUUGUCUAAUGCUGGAUCGGAUUUGGAAGACGACGAUAGAGAACUUAACCCUGAUGAUAGGCCUGAGAGUCCUGAUGCACCACUGUCUCUGAUCACUACGAAAAAGAACAACAAUGAUAAUGAAGAUAUACAACAGGAAUCCCCCAAACCACCUGACAUUAUUAAGGUUCAUGACAUCAAACAGGAGCCAAAGGACUUGAGCAAACAAGAUCAAAAUAACUCACCGCAGCGCUCCCCGGCCAAGAACAGUGACAGCCCGCACAACAAUAAUAAUAAUAACAACAACGAGGACGAGAAUGGAGUCAUCGACGAACAUGAAAAUGCGUCUGACGAUGACGUCAUUCAAGAACGUCAUUACAGACCUUCAUCCCCACACCUCGACCGCCUACCCUUCCCUAUGGUCCCCAAUCACCCGAUGUUCGGGCAUGGGAUCAUGUAUAUGAGCCAGUACAUGAGCGGUUUCCCUGGAGUUGGAGCGGUUCCUGGUGAAGGCGCUAGUGGACUCAACUUAGCACUCGCAGGUGCUUCAGACGAACGACGCAAGCGCAAUCGUACGUUCAUCGACCCCGUUUCAGAAGUUCCCGUACUAGAACAAUGGUUCUCAAUGAACACGCAUCCAUCACACAAUCUGAUUCUCAAAUAUACAGAGGAGUUGAACCGCAUGCCUUACAGACAGAAGUUCCCUCGUCUUGAGUCUAAAAACGUUCAGUUUUGGUUCAAAAACCGUCGAGCCAAAUGCAAGAGGCUGAAGAUGUCGUUGUACGAGCCUGCGUCGCCGGGACAUUACUCUCACCCUGGACAUCCACAUGCUAUAUCGGAACGGAAAAUGGUGUGAACUCAUGAACAUUGUUAAAGAGAGGUUCCGUGAGGAAAGUGUUUGUGAUGUUGGCAAUUCAACACGAAAGACUGAUUUCGAAUCGCUUAUGGUGUUUAGUGCCAUGUUAGUAUUAAUAUGACGGCAUCACUAUUAGAACAUCUUGUAUUAUUCAAUGGACUUCUAGCGCUACAUCAGAGUAGUUUAUAGUCAUCAAUUUGAAUAAUGAAAUGUCUCAAAAGUCAAGAACAUUGUAAGAAUAAGGCAGUUAUAAUAAUAAAUAGCUAUUACAAAACAGCGAUUGCAUCGUAUGUUGAAUUUAUGUACAUAGGUACCUAGCUGUACAAAAUAAAUAAUGUUAUGCUAUCUAAGGACGCAUCACAACUGUUUGUGAACGAAUCUCAAAAUAGUACUCCUGUAUUUGUAUAUAAGUAUUUUACAACCCUAUUUAAUUUAUUAUAAUAUGCUGUAGUUGAUGAAAAUCUGUUAAAUAGCGUAACUUUAAUGUAAUUGGAUACUCUCACCAAAAGUUCCAUUAAAUCAAUUAGGUAUAUGUUAAGUACUGUAGAUGAAGUUAAAGUUUAGAAAGGUAUUCAAUGUUAUAAUGUACGAGUACAUUAUCUGUAUGAUUAUGAGUCAUUUAGUCGUAAUGCACAUAAUUAUAUUAGUAGAUGAGAUUUUUGGAGAUUCAUAGAAAUUCACGAUUUUCAUGAUAGUUGCCGGCUGCGAAGAAUAGUUAAGCUUCAAAUGUACACAGUAAGCAGACCAGGCAUGUCAAUUCCAUCGUUGACUUAUUAAUUACGAAAUUAUGAUUGUAAUUUGUAAAUUCUCAGAACAUUGUUUUGAGAACUUUAACGUCAUCACAAAAGAGUCAAAUAACAACGAGUUCUCCGUAAUAUUUUGAUUGAACGUUGUAAAAUAUUUUCCAAAUUACGCACAUUCCUUUAUUUAAUUUCAAAGACUGCUCACUACUUACUGCUUAGAACUUUCGACCCAAAGAUUGUUUCAUUUUUGACAUAAUAUUUGUUCAUAAUCACAAGAAUUACAUGAAAUUCCCUCAGUACCUAGUUACAUAUUUGUUGAAAGUUGAAACAGUCCGAAGAGACGAACACUAAGAUAAUAAAUAAAACCUUCGCUAAUAAGCAGCAGUUGUUUCCAAGCAAGUUUAGUUCUUACAUAAAUAGAAUCAAAUAGUUCGCACAUUUGAGUAUAUCUUGUUAAGAUAUCGCAAAGAAUCAUCACAGACCGACAGUUGCAGUAUUCAACGCAUUUAAUUAACAAACUUUGAGGCUGUUUAAACGCUCCUUAAAAAUAGCAAUUGUUUUUAUAGUUUAUAGAAUCACAACUAGUUGUAACAUCGAAUUGUUUUGUUGUUCCCAUGUUAUGCUUGUUUUGUGAAGCUGUGAUGAAAUUUCCAAAUAUUGUAAAUAUUUUAUUAAUGUUAAUAAGGUUUUUAUUGUAAACUACGUCACUACGCUCACACGAACAAUUAAGCAUUUACUGCUUAGAUAAAGAUAUUGGCUAAAUGUUUAUUCCAUUCAAUUAUAUAAACGAAAAAUUAAUUGAAUAUAAUAUCUUAAUGAUA
Messenger RNA from Pectinophora gossypiella (pink bollworm), 3817 nucleotides. It is a transcript of the gene dve, whose product is annotated as homeobox protein dve-1. Bases 70 to 2253 code for a protein of 727 amino acids. Lineage: Eukaryota; Metazoa; Arthropoda; Insecta; Lepidoptera; Gelechiidae. Gene Ontology annotation, biological process: chromatin remodeling; regulation of transcription by RNA polymerase II. Gene Ontology annotation, molecular function: DNA-binding transcription factor activity, RNA polymerase II-specific; RNA polymerase II cis-regulatory region sequence-specific DNA binding. The record is from RefSeq and is a predicted model, not a curated record. The transcript is spliced from 6 exons.